Poecile atricapillus (Black-capped chickadee) is the source of this 1989-nucleotide messenger RNA. RefSeq names its product general transcription factor IIIC subunit 4 (gene GTF3C4). Gene Ontology annotation, molecular function: protein binding; histone acetyltransferase activity. NCBI's taxonomy places the organism in Eukaryota, Metazoa, Chordata, Aves, Passeriformes, Paridae. Gene Ontology annotation, cellular component: transcription factor TFIIIC complex. The record is from RefSeq and is a predicted model, not a curated record. Gene Ontology annotation, biological process: transcription initiation at RNA polymerase III promoter. The transcript has 4 exons. The coding region runs from base 1 to 1989 and encodes 662 amino acids.
AUGAAGCUGCACCUGAACAUGAGCUUUCCUGUUGGCCCAAAGAAGGAGGUGGCUGAGUGUAAGGAGAAAUUCGCCAGCUCAGUGGAUCCCACCGUCAGCCAGAUGUUUAUGCUGGACCGAGUGUUCAAUCCUGAGGGAAAGUCCUUGACACCUAUGCGGGGGUUCAAAUAUUCCAGCUGGUCCCCUCUGGGCUGUGAUGCCAACGGGAGGUGCCUGCUGGCAGCUCUCACCAUGGACAACCGCCUGACCAUCCACGCCAACCUCAGCCGGCUGCAGUGGGUGCAGCUGGUGGACCUGACCGAGCUCUACGGUGAGCGGCUGUUCGAGGCCAGCUACAGACUGUGUAAGGCUGACACUCCCUGCGGGGAGCUGGGAGACUUCCCCGAGUUCCAGCGGCGGCACAGCAUGCAGGCCCCGGUGCGCAUGGAGUGGUCGGGCAUCUGCACCACCCAGCAGGUCAAGCACAACAACGAGUGCCGGGAUGUGGGCAGCGUGCUCCUGGCAGUGCUUUUCGAGAAUGGCAACAUCGCCGUGUGGCAGUUCCAGCUGCCCUUUCUGGGGAAGGAGUCCAUCACUUCCUGCAAUACCAUCGAGUCGGGAAUAAGCUCCCCCAGCGUGUUGUCAUGGUGGGAGUACGAGCACAACAACCGGAAGAUGAGCGGGUUGAUCGUGGGGAGCGCGUACGGCCCAGUGAAGAUCAUCCCUGUCAACCUCAAAGCAGUCAAAGGCUACUUCACGCUGAGACAGCCCGUGGUCUUGUGGCAGGAGAUGGACCAGCUGCCCGUGCACAGUAUCAAAUGCAUCCCUCUCUACCACCCCUACCAGAAAUGCAGCUGCAGCCUGGUGGUGGCUGCAAGAGGCCCUUACGUGUUCUGGUGUCUCUUGCUGAUAUCCAAAGCAGGGCUGAACGUCCACAAUUCCCACGUGACAGGGCUCCACUCCUUGCCCAUUGUCUCCAUGACUGCGGACAAGCAGAACGGCACGGUGUACACCUGCUCCAGCGAUGGCAAGGUCAGGCAGCUCAUCCCCAUAUUCACAGACGUUGCUUUGAAGUUUGAGCACCAGCUGAUAAAGCUCUCGGAGGUGUUUGGCUGUGUCAGGACUCAUGGAAUUGCUGUCAGCCCAUGUGGGGCGUACCUGGCGGUCAUCACCACUGAGGGCAUGGCCAACGGGCUGCACCCGAUCAACAAAAACUACCAAGUUCAGUUUGUCACCCUCAAGACUUUUGAGGAGGCAGCUGCACAGCUCUUGGAAUCUUCUGUUCAGAACCUUUUCCGGCAAGUGGACUUGACAGAUCUUGUACGCUGGAAAAUCUUGAAGGAUAAGCACAUUCCUCAGUUUUUACAGGAAGCACUGGAUAAAAAGAUAGAGAGCUGUGGUUCUACUUACUUCUGGAGGUUUAAGUUGUUUCUCUUGAGGAUUUUGUACCAGUCAAUGCAGAAAGCGCCCUCAGAAGUUACGUGGAGACCUUCACACGAGGAUGCCAAAAUCUUGAUAUCAGAUUCCCCUGGGAUGGGCAGCACUGAAGAUGAUCAAGAUGAAGGAACUUCAAAACAAGCCAGCAAGCAGAGCCUGGGGGACACAGGCAAAGGUGUGGACAUUGAUGACAAUGCAGAGGAUUCUCUCCAUCAGUCAAGUGACACUGGAGGCCGUGAGCCAAUGGUAGAAAAGCUUCUUGAAAUACAGGCACAGAUUGAGGCCGUAGAAAUGCACUUGACACGGGAACACAUGAAACGGGUGUUGGGAGAAGUUUACCUGCACACGUGGAUUACAGAGAACACCAGCAUUCCCACCAGAGGAGUCUGUGACUUCUUAAUGUCCAACGAUGGCUACGAUGACAGAACAGCACGAGUGCUGAUUGGGCACAUCCUGAAGAAGAUGAACAAACAGACCUUCCCUGAGCACUGCAGAUUGUGCAAAGAGAUCCUGCCCUUCACUGACCGCAAACAGGCUGUCUGCUCCAAUGGCCACAUUUGGCUCAGAUCCUGA